AGUGUGAAUGGGAAGGGAUAUCCUAAUACCUACGCAGUGAAAGCACCAAACUGAUGAAAAAUACAGUAGCAAACUGACAAGAACGAAACCAAUCCAAACAAAUAAAGCCACCAACACGCACUCUCCUUUUGCCCUUUCCUUCAAUCAUCUUUACCAACUCUUCUAUAUCAUUAAUUCCAGAUCCAUACAUACAUGUAUGUACUAGUAUAUGCUGCACCGUAUCAUAUGUGAAACCCAAGAUGAAAAUUCAUGGAUUGAAGAAGGAAAACUUGUGGGAUUGGAGUGAUGCAUGGAUCCAACAACAGAUGUGAGAGAAAUUGCUUAUUUGGGUGGUUUGAGGAAAUCUUCUUGUUUUCUGGUGGUGAUUUUUGGAGCUUUGUGUUCUUGUGUUUGGUGAUGAGAAUACGGCCGUUCAAUUUCAGCAAUCUGUUUUCCAUCACACAUCCAAACUUGUUGUUUUUCGUGAUCAAUUAAUUCCAAAAUACUAAAAACCCCCAUAAGAUUCAGAAUUUCAAACAUUCUUGCUUUUUUGUUUUUGUGUUCAUAAUAGUCAAUAACUGCAAAAAUUUCUGGGUUUUUCUGGAAGCCUCGAAAUUGAUAGUCUGCUCUUGGAUUGAGAAAAACUAGUGAUGGGUUUUUACGGAAUAGCUUCAAGUGCUUGAACUGCUGUGAAGUAAAGAGAAGGCAAAUUGGGGGUUUCUUGUGAUCAAUUAGUUGAUUGUAUAUUGAUAAUAUAAUUUUGGGAGAUGGCAAUGUCUUGCAAGGAUGCUAACAAGGCGGCAGCUGCAGCUGCAGCUAUGGACAAUGGCAAAUAUGUUCGAUACACGCCAGAGCAGGUUGAAGCACUGGAGAGGCUCUAUCAUGAGUGUCCUAAGCCCAGCUCCAUUCGCCGCCAGCAGCUCAUUCGCGAGUGUCCUAUUCUCUCCCACAUUGAGCCUAAGCAAAUCAAAGUCUGGUUCCAGAAUCGUAGAUGCAGAGAAAAACAGAGGAAAGAGUCAUCUAGGCUUCAAUCAGUGAAUAGGAAGCUGACGGCUAUGAACAAACUCCUAAUGGAAGAGAAUGAUAGAUUACAGAAGCAGGUGUCACAAUUGGUUUAUGAAAACGGUUACUUUCGCCAGCAUACUCAGAAUAAUGCACUUGCUACUAAAGACACAAGUUGUGAAUCAGUGGUGACAAGUGGUCAACAACACCGCUUGACCCCUCAGCAUCCGCCAAGGGAUGCAAGUCCUGCAGGGCUUUUGUCCAUUGCAGAAGAGACUUUAACGGAGUUUCUUUCAAAGGCCACUGGAACUGCUGUUGAGUGGGUCCAAAUGCCUGGAAUGAAGCCUGGUCCGGAUUCCAUUGGAAUCGUUGCUAUUUCUCACGGUUGCACUGGUGUGGCAGCAAGAGCUUGCGGCCUGGUUGGUCUAGAGCCAACAAGGGUGGCAGAAAUCCUGAAGGAGCGUCCUUCAUGGUUUCGCGAUUGCCGGGCUGUGGAUGUUCUCAAUGUGCUGCCUACUGUCAAUGGUGGAACCAUUGAACUUUUAUAUAUGCAGCUAUAUGCGCCAACAACUUUGGCGCCAGGUCGUGACUUUUGGCUGUUACGCUAUACUUCUGUUAUGGAUGAUGGCAGUCUAGUGGUCUGUGAAAGAUCACUCAGCAAUACUCAAAAUGGUCCAAGCAUGCCACCUGUGCAGAACUUUGUGAGAGCUGAAAUGUUGCCUAGCGGUUAUCUAAUUAGACCUUGUGAGGGUGGAGGUUCAAUUAUCCACAUCGUUGAUCACAUGAAUUUGGAGCCAUGGAGUGUUCCCGAGGUAUUACGGCCUCUCUACGAAUCUUCAACAAUGCUAGCUCAUAAGACCACAAUUGCGGCACUGCGCCAACUUAGGCAGAUUGCUCAGGAUGUUUCCCAGUCUAGCGUAACCAACUGGGGCAGACGACCUGCAGCUCUACGAGCACUUAGCCACAGGUUGAGCAGGGGAUUUAAUGAGGCUCUCAAUGGGUUCAGCGAUGAUGGUUGGUCGUUGAUGGGUAAUGAUGGCAUGGAUGAUGUCACUAUAGUUGUGAACUCUAAUCCUGAAAAAUUAAUGGGCUUAAAUCUCUCUUUCACGAAUGGAUAUCCAUCCGUUUCCAAUGCAGUCUUGUGUGCCAAGGCAUCUAUGCUUUUACAGAAUGUACCUCCGGCAAUACUACUCAGAUUUUUGAGGGAGCACAGGUCAGAAUGGGCAGACAACAAUGUUGAUGCUUACUCGGCCACUGCUGUUAAAGUUGGUCCUUGUACCUUUUUAGGGUCCCAAAUUGGUUCUUUUGGGGGUCAAGUUAUCCUUCCGCUGGCUCAGACUAUUGAGCAUGGAGAGCUGCUGGAGGUCAUCAAGCUGGAAGGUGUUGGUCAUUCUCCUGAAGAUGCAAUGCUGCCUAGGGAUGUGUUCCUCUUACAACUGUGCAGUGGGAUAGAUGAAAAUGCGGUUGGCACCUGUGCUGAACUCAUAUUUGCCCCUAUUGAUGCCUCUUUUGCGGAUGAUGCUCCUCUCCUGCCAUCUGGUUUCCGCAUCAUUCCUCUUGAUUCUGGCAAGGAAUCUCCGAGUCCAAACCGCACCCUGGACCUCGCAUCUGCUCUUGAAAUUGGAACUGCAGGAAACAGAUCUUCAAAUGACCUUGCUGUUACCAGUGGCACUACAAGAUCUGUCAUGACAAUUGCAUUUGAGUUUGCAUUUGAAAGCCACAUGCAAGAUCACGUUGCUUCGAUUGCACGACAGUAUGUACGUGGCAUCAUAUCGUCAGUUCAACGGGUUGCAUUAGCUCUUUCUCCAUCUCACCUGGGUCUGCAAGCUAGUAUUCGUUCUCCGCUUGGAACUCCUGAAGCACAUACUCUUUCUCGUUGGAUCUGCCAAAGUUACAGGAGCUAUAUGGGUGUUGAUCUUCUCAAGUCUGCUGGUGAAGGGAGUGAAUCAAUCCUUAAAGCUCUGUGGAAUCAUUCUGAUGCUAUUAUAUGCUGCUCCAUUAAGGCAAUGUCGGUUUUCACAUUUGCAAACCAGGCUGGUCUCGACAUGCUUGAGACAACCUUAGUUGCGCUUCAAGACAUAUCUCUGGAAAAGAUAUUUGAUGAUCAUGGAAGGAAAAAUCUCUGUUCUGAGUUCCCACAAAUAAUGCAGCAGGGUUUUGCAUGUCUUCAGAGUGGUAUCUGUCUGUCGAGCAUGGGGAGGCCCGUUUCUUAUGAACGCGCAAUAGCUUGGAAAGUUCUGAAUGAAGACGACAAUGCCCAUUGCAUCUGCUUUAUGUUCGUAAACUGGUCAUUCGUGUAAAGUUAUGGUUGUGAAACCAGAACAACAAAGUACUCAUAAAAGGAUCUGCUAUUUCGUCGUACUCUGCUUUUCUUGGCAUAGAACGUUAAAAACUCUUGCUUAGUUUGGAUCCUCAGUAAUCACACUCUGUUGGCUAUAUUAUAUGCUUCUCUAUAUGCUGUUAUUCUUGUUUAA
This is a messenger RNA of Olea europaea var. sylvestris, 3455 nucleotides long. Its product is annotated as homeobox-leucine zipper protein ATHB-15-like. Lineage: Eukaryota; Viridiplantae; Streptophyta; Magnoliopsida; Lamiales; Oleaceae. Bases 747 to 3281 code for a protein of 844 amino acids. The record is from RefSeq and is a predicted model, not a curated record. Gene Ontology annotation, molecular function: lipid binding; DNA-binding transcription factor activity; DNA binding. The transcript is spliced from 19 exons.